AUGGAACAACCUCCGGGUUUUGAAGAUUCUCACCGACCCAACUAUGUAUGUAAACUCAACCGUGCACUAUAUAGUUUAAAACAAGCACCACGUGCUUGGUUCCACCGAUUAAGCUCCUUUCUUCUUAAUCGUGGGUUUCAAAACAGUCGAGCCGAUACAUCUUUAUUCGUUUACAAUCACCAAGGUAUUUUAAUUUAUCUCCUAGUUUAUGUUGACAACAUCAUUAUUACCGGGAAUAAUAAUAAAAAUUUCAUUAACAACUUCACAUCAUGCCGAAACAAGGAAUUUAAAAUUAAGGACCUUGGCUCGCUUAAUUUCUUUCUCGGCCUCGAAGUUCAUCACACAAAAGCGGGUCUUUUUCUAAAUCAAUCCAAAUACGCUCAUGACAUCCUCACCCGAGCCGGUUUACUUGACUCCAAACCAAUUGCCACUCCUCUACCAUCCAAAGAUGUUUUCACCGCCCAAGGCCAACCGUUUCAUGAUCCCACUCUUUAUCGCUCCCUUGUAGGUGCUCUUCAAUAUCUGACCAUCACCCGUCCUGAUCUCUCCUAUGCUGUCAACCAAGCUAGCCAAUUGCUUCAAAAUCCUACAACCAAUCAUUUCCAGCUAGUAAAAAGGAUUCUUCGUUAUGUUAAGGGCACUUUAGCACAUGGUUUAACAUUUGAUCGUCCACCUAACACUACUUUAUUAGGUUUUUCAUAUGCAGAUUGGGCUCGAUGUAUCGACACAAGAAGAUCCACAUACGACUAUUGUAUCUAUUUAGGAGGGAACUUAGUCUCUUGGAGCGCUAAAAAGCAACCAACGGUGUCAAGAUCCAGUUGUGAGUCAGAAUAUCGAGCAAUGGCAAACAUGACAGCAAAAAUUAUUUGGUUAACUAACCUUCUUCGGGAACUUCAUGCUCUUCCACCAGGUCGACCGACACUAUUAUGUGACAACAAGAGUGCUUUAUUCUUAAGUCAAAAGCCUAUAUCACACAAAAGAGCCAAGCAUAUUGACAUCGAUUAUCAUUUCGUUCAUGAAUUGGUAACCGCCGGGAAGCUUCAUACUAAAUUCAUCUCAACAGAUAAACAAGUCGUAGACAUUUUCACCAAGAGUUUACCAAAACCGUUAUUUGAAAAAUUUCGAACAACGCUUCGUCUUGGACCACCACCAACUUGCAUUGACGGGGGGUAUUAG
Messenger RNA from Helianthus annuus (common sunflower), 1176 nucleotides. RefSeq lists its product as uncharacterized. The transcript has a single exon. Bases 1 to 1176 code for a protein of 391 amino acids. Lineage: Eukaryota; Viridiplantae; Streptophyta; Magnoliopsida; Asterales; Asteraceae. The record is from RefSeq and is a predicted model, not a curated record.